AACCGCGAGUUACGUUGCAGAGGUUGCCAGUCCUUACAAAAGCUUCUUUUCCUCCACCUCUUCCUCCUCUUCCCCUCUCUCUGUCGUCUGCUUUACUUGCAGACGGUUCUUCACCGCGAGCGGGAACCAUUCCAAAAUGAUGCAAUCAUUGUUUGAAGCUUCGAAAAACAGCCCGUUUUUGAGCCCGAUCACGGCUCAAUGCGAGGCCAAUCAACUUGUUAAGGGAAGAUCAAUUUCUGCUGCUGCCGUCGCCGAAGGAGACAGUUGCGAGUUUGGUUCCAACAAAUACUUUGCACUAUGCGCCCUGGGUGGUAUUCUAUCCUGUGGUAUUACCCACACAAUGAUUGUCCCUCUUGAUUUGGUCAAGUGCCGUUUGCAAGUCGACCCAGCAAAAUACAAGACCCUUGUUAAUGGAUUUAAGGUAACAAUAGCUGAAGAUGGAGCCCGAGGUCUUGCCAAGGGCUGGGCCCCCACCUUGAUUGGAUAUUCCCUUCAGGGUAUGUGCAAAUUCGGCCUCUAUGAAUACUUCAAGGUAGCUUAUUCUAACGCUAUUGGAGAAGAGAACGCAUACACCUACAGAACAUUAUUGUACCUUAGCGCUUCUGCUACUGCAGAGUUCUUUGCUGAUUUUGCUCUCAGCCCUUGGGAAGCUUGCAAGGUUCGUAUCCAGACAAUGCCUGGUUUCUCCAACACACUCCGUGGAGCCAUCCCCAUUAUCAUGAAGGGUGAGGGCUUCAAUGGCUUCUACAAGGGUCUGGUUCCCCUCUGGAUGAGACAAAUUCCCUACACUAUGAUGAAGUUUGCCUCCUUUGAAAAGACUAUUGAACUGCUUUAUGCGCAUGUUGUACCCAAACCACGAGCUGAAUGCACAAAGGGAGAGCAGUUGAUUGUAACCUUUGCUGCUGGUUACAUUGCCGGUGUGUUCUGCGCUAUUGUAUCUCACCCUGCUGACACUGUUGUGUCUGUGCUCAACAAAGACAAGUCAUCUACAGCAAUGGAUGUUGCCAAGAAACUAGGCUGGAAGGGUAUGUGGGGAGGUCUUGUUCCCAGGAUCAUCAUGAUUGGUACCCUCACUGCCGCUCAGUGGUUCAUCUAUGAUGCAGUGAAAGUGUGGCUCCGCAUGCCACGACCACCUCCACCAGACAUGCCUGAAUCCAUGAAGAAGAGGCUGGGCCUUGCCUAAUUUACUAUACUUGUGUAGAUACAGACUGCCUUCUCUUCUGUUCUAUUUUUUUGUAGGAUGAAUUCCAUGACAUGAUGCCAACUUAGUAGUGGUGGGGCUGCCAUUUUCAUUAAGGUUUCAUUAUUAGGUCAUAAACAAUACAAACCAAGGGUGGUAACUAUUUACCUGCUAAUUUUUGAAAUUCCUGAAUCCAAAUCUUUCUUCGUAACCUUUCAGAUGUUUAAAAUUUAGUAGGAAUUUUACUGUACUCAAAUCUCACUUUCAUCUGUUUAAUUUUUAAUUUCCUAUCUAGUCAGUAAUCUUCAAAGUGUCUUUUUUCAUAGACAGAUUCAUUCAGUAUUAAUCUCAAGACAAAGCGGUCUAGUCAGAAUAAGACGAAGUGUACAAACUGUGCCAAAGCCAAAGUGUUUCAUAAAAUUCUUAUUAUGUACUUAAUUUAAAACUGCUCACUCAUCAUUUUCUAGCUAAUGUACUUACAUAAUUCGCCUUAUGUUGCUUGCCAACCUAUGGCCCCUUAGCAGUAAGUCGAUUAUUUCUCUUAAAUCUGUUAAGGGACAUUUUUUAAUCAAUUGACUUGCUACUUAAGAUCCCUGUCUAUUAUAAAUGGUUUUUGCCAAUUAUUUAAGGUUUCAUUAAGUAUGAAAUUUAUUAUAAAAUUAAGCUUACAAAUUAUUUAUUGCAGCGGGCCUGUCAAAUCAGAAGUGAUUUAUCAUUUAAAAAAUUACUUGUUAUUUUAUUAUUGUGAUUGUUGGACUUUUAUUUUUUCAAACUUUGUUGUUAUCUGUGGUUCAAUGUUUAAAGUUUAGCAGAAAAUGAAGUCUGUUCAGUAACCAAA
Frankliniella occidentalis (western flower thrips) is the source of this 2018-nucleotide messenger RNA. RefSeq names its product phosphate carrier protein, mitochondrial. NCBI's taxonomy places the organism in Eukaryota, Metazoa, Arthropoda, Insecta, Thysanoptera, Thripidae. Gene Ontology annotation, biological process: mitochondrial phosphate ion transmembrane transport. The coding region runs from base 137 to 1183 and encodes 348 amino acids. Gene Ontology annotation, molecular function: phosphate transmembrane transporter activity. The transcript has 8 exons. The record is from RefSeq and is a predicted model, not a curated record. Gene Ontology annotation, cellular component: mitochondrial inner membrane.